Messenger RNA from Vespa velutina, 1369 nucleotides. RefSeq names its product heterogeneous nuclear ribonucleoprotein L-like. Gene Ontology annotation, cellular component: nucleus. NCBI's taxonomy places the organism in Eukaryota, Metazoa, Arthropoda, Insecta, Hymenoptera, Vespidae. The transcript has 6 exons. The record is from RefSeq and is a predicted model, not a curated record. The coding region runs from base 950 to 1354 and encodes 134 amino acids. Gene Ontology annotation, molecular function: mRNA binding. Gene Ontology annotation, biological process: regulation of RNA splicing.
AAGAGAAAGAAGGAGUGAGAAGGAUAGAUGGUGCGCGUAUGAGGAAAGGAGACAAGGGAGGGGAAGAGAGAGAAAGAGAGAGAGAGAGAGAGAGAGAAAGAGAGACUCUGGUUGACUGACGUUCCGCGCAUAUCGGUAAGGCCGAAUCCCAAUCCCAAGAACCCCAGUUUCCCGUAAGCCGUACUCGGACGUUCGUCUCUUUCUCUCAUCUCGUAACGUUCGCGCGCGUCUUCGUCCUCGUCGUCGUCGUCGCCGUCGCCGUCGCCGCCGCCGCCGUCGUCGUCGUCGUCGUCGUCGCCGCAGCCGUCGCCGCCGCCUUUGCCAUCGUUGCCACCACCAUCACCGCCACCGUCGCCACCGCCGUCGUCGUCGUCGUCGUCACCGUCACCGUCACCGUCGCCGUCUUUACCGCUGUCGCCGUCAUUGCCGCCGUUGCCGCCGCGUUGUGUCGUGUCGUGUCGUGUCGCGUCCUCCUAUACCAAUUAUUUUCUCUCCUUCCUUUCUCCCUACUACAACCCUGCCCGCCCGUCCAUAUCCAUCCGUGUCACUCGCGCCACACACUGCAAAGGAGAGAUAUACUUUGAGAGGAAAAACAGAUUGUAAGAGAGAGAAAGAGAAAGAGAGAGGGAGUGAUAGUUAAAGAGAGAUAGAGAGGUAGAGGUAGUGAUAGACAGAAAGAGAGAGAAUAUAGAGUCGCGCGGUAUACGCGCUCGUGUCGUCAUAACACCGUGCGUUCCGUUCUGAAAAAUCUUUUUCUCGGCCUCGAGCCCGGUGGCUAAACGAUGGCGUUCAACGGGGACGGACCACACUCGAAGAGGCAACGACUCGAAGAAUCUGGACACAGGGAAAACAGGACGCGCUGAUAAAGUAUUUCCGAGUUAUGUGUCUCGGAAAAUCUGACGAUUUCUGUUGAUUAUCGCAAAUUUGAAAGUUUCACAAAAAUCCCGUGAUGGCCUUCUCUUCGUAUACCGGUUCGGAUCAAUACUUUCGUCAACCACUUGACAAAAGAAAAGCCCGUGGAGAAAGGAAUGCCUUCUCGAAUCACGAGUACGGUGGAUACGGAGACGAGCCACGGCGAAAGAGAGAAGAUAACAAUAAGCCGAAUCACGUUCUCCUAUUUACAAUCAUCAAUCCAGUAUAUCCCAUCACUGUGGAAGUUCUACACGCCAUCAGUGCGCCCAGCGGGCAAGUUCAACGCAUCGUUAUCUUCAAGAAGAACGGCGUUCAAGCCAUGGUGGAGUUCGACUCGGUAGAAUCAGCCACAAGAGCAAAAGAAACGCUUCACGGGGCGGACAUAUAUUCUGGCUGUUGCACCUUAAAAAUUGACUUUGCUAAGGUAAGUCUUUUUAUAUGAAAAAUUAUUUAAUAU